GUACAAGUCUGUGUGCGGAUGUGCCCCGGCGAGGACUGGAUUGUACGAGUCUUGUCGUAACUCGAAGACGGCAGGAACCCCCAGCGAUUCGCCUUCCAUGUCCGUAACCUAUGUGCUUUCCAUGCACCUAACAGUUAGUACUCCAUCUCAUAGACAUGCCGAUGAGCUCUAAGCAACGGGACUUUUUUUGUUACCCCGGUGUGGGGCAGCACGACUUAGCUUUAUAAUUACUUACACCGAACAUUAGACCAAUAAUAAGAUAUAUUUUUUACAAUGGCUUAUGAUGCGCAAGGUGGAGAUGCUGACUUCGAUGUCUCACCUCUUCAGAAGGCGUUCCUCACCCUAGCAGCAAAGGUCGACCAAUGCGCAAGGGAGAACGCGGCGCUAAGGGCGGAGGUAACGGAGCUGCGGGUAGCAAAGCGGCUGGAGGCCCUAGAGCAGGGGCUGCAGGAACUUGCGGAGAGCUCGCGACCCCCGGGCCUCUUUUGGAACCAGCAGGGUGGCAAUGGCGGACGGGAGGAGGGUCACAGCAGCGGCGGCGGCGCAACCCUGAACCGCGGGGACUCCACGGGCAGUGCCUCCGUCCGCUCCCCGCCCCCCGCAUCGCCCUCCGCACCCACACCCCCACGCUCCUCCGCCGCCUCCACGACAGCCACGUCCGCAGCAGGGGCGGCGGCAGCAGCAGCCGCAGCGGCGGCAGCGCGAGCCAUGGCUGGCAGCGUGGGUCCCGGCGGCUUGCCGACAGUGCACAGCGGCGGCAGCGGUACGGCAUCUGGCGGUGUCGGCGGCAGCGGCGGUGGCGCUGUUGGCGGGCUGAUGCAGUCUCCGCUGGCGUCGCUGGGCGGUGUGAUGAUGGGUCUGGGCGGCUCGCUGAGCGGCGCGAUGGCAGCGGGCGGCAGCGGCGACAUGGGCUGGGUGGUGCAGGAGGUGGUCUCCCUCAGAGACCGGCUGAACGCCAUGGAGCGCAAGGCGGAGGCGCUGUGGCACGCGCAGGAGGACGACGAGCAGCUGCGCUCGGCGGUGGAGCGGCUGCGGCAGGACAUUCUGGGCAUGCAGGGGGGCGUGGCGGAGGCGCAGGGUGCCGCCGCUGCCGCCAACAACCUGGCUGAGCGGCAGGCCGCUGCCACCAGCGAGAGUGUGAUGUUCGUGAAGGACCUGCAGGAGCGGGUGCACGUGCUGGAGAUUGGGGCAAUCAAGAGCACCGACGAGCGGCGCGAGAUCGCCAACAAGUACGAGUCCAGCGUGGGUCAGAUCUGGGACCAGCUGCGGCACGUGGAGGGCUCGCUGGCGCAGCGGCUGACCAUGGCGGAGACCUCGCAUGUGGCGGCACUGCAGGAGGUGGACGAGGCCAAGGAGGCCACCAACGAGGUGCUGCAGCGGGUGGACGACGUGAAGCGGCAUGCGUCGGCGCUGGAGGGCAAGCUGGAGAGCUUCAACACGCAGGUCGCGGCCGCCAUCAACCCGCUCCACAACGCCCUCGCCGCCGCCACGGAGCGGCUGGAGCAGCUGGCGCUGUCCAAGCAGGACGCAGCUGCGGCCAUCAAGCAGGCGGACGUGGAGCUGGGGGUGGCGCGGGCGAUAGAGCAUGCGGACAGGCGGGGGGACAACCUGCUCAAGGCCAUCGCGGGUGUUGAGUCGCGUCUGGAGUCCCUGGCCGACUCCACCCCCAACAAGGGCGAGGUGGUGCUCACGAGCGACCUGGAGGCGCUGCUCACGGAGCACGCGCACGAACUGGACAGCCACCUGGAGGCGCUCAAGCAGGAGCUCAUGGCGGGGGUGGCGGCAAAGGUGGACCGUGAGGAGCUGGCGGGUGUUGACGGGCGGCUGGGCGGGCGGCUGGAGGGGCUGGAGGCGGCGCUGCUGAAGGGGCUGCGCGCCAUCAGCGACAAGGUGUCGGCGGCGCUGGCGGAGAAGCUGGACCUGCACAAGUUCAACGAGUUCAAACUGCAGGUCCGCGCCAUCCUGGCCGACGUGGAGGACCGCCUGCGCGACUGGUCGCCCCUCGCCUUCGGCACCAAGGCGCAGCUGGGCACCGACCCCCUCACCGCGGGAGCUCCCGGCGCCCCCACCUGCCUGUGCUGCGACUCGCGCGUGCGCACCGUGCGGGACCUGCGCGCCAUGGGCUUCCGAGAGGACGACAGGGUGUUCGUGCCGGACAGGGUGCCGCUGGCGGACCCGCUGCUGCCCAGCAUACAGGGCAACCGAGCGGCCACCCUCGGGGCGCACCUCAACGCGCGACUCAACAGCCGCAAUGCAGCCGCCGACGCGCGCAUGCGAACCACCAACAGCCUCAUAGAGACCCUGCCAGCAGCCCCGGGCGCCGUCGGCAGCCCCGGAGGCAGUCAGAACGCAGCAAACGGCGGCGGCGGUGCGGCGACGGGGGUGGCUGGCGGCGCGUCGGGCGCAGGGACGCUGGCGGCGGCGGUUGACGCGGGCACCUUUGCGUCGCUACCGCCAACGCAGACGCGGGAAGAGAAGUUGGCGUCGGCAGGUCAGGCUCGGCAAGCGUCAGCGCGGGGCAUGAAGGUUAAAGUGGAGACGAUAUCCGGGGGGAUAAUGAAGGGGCAGCUGCCGAGUCGUCAAGGCGGAGGAGGAGGGCCCGGCGGUGGCGGCGGCCCUGGCGGCGGCGGGCAUGCCGCGGGGUCGGCGGCGGUGGCGGCGAGGAAUGUACGGAGUCCGGUGGCGGCGGCGUCGACGGCGAAUGGAAUGUCGGGGCACUUGAUGGUCGUCGGCGGCGGCGCCGCCAGCCAGAACUCGCCUGCGGCGGCCGCCGCUGCCGCGGCGGCGGUGGCGGCAGCUGUAGCGGCGGCGGUGACGGGCGGCGGGCCAGGCGGCAGCGGCAGUGCUGAUGGGGGCGGGAUUCCGAAGCCCAUGUCACCUUGGCAUUCUGAAGCGCCCACGCCUGAUCAGGAAACGGGGCCGGUAGGGAUGGAGAGUCCUUGAUGGAACCAGCCUUGUGUGUGGCGCGAGUCAAUGCAGGCUGCGAGUAACAGCCGUACUUGGCAAGACGGGUGUCUUUCCCUGUUUGGAUCCAAGAUCCAGCAUUGUGAAGCCGUGUUGACUUCCGUAGAGGAGGCAGGCGGGGAGGAUUAGCAUGGCUGGUAGGAGGUUACUGCUCUCGGCCAUGUCAUGUCGGCUGCCUGAGUUCCGUCAGUCCGGACACCUAGCGGGAUGCCACCACCGUGCAGUCAUGCACAUGCGUCAGUGCUUAUGUGGCUGAGUGCUGUUGGGGGCAUUGCGAUGAUGUGGUUCGUGCGGCGAUGCCAGCGUGGGAGCCGGCGCAGCGGGUUGGGAGGCAUUGGGCGUGUGGGAACGAAAGAAGGCCAGCUGGGGUAACGAAUGGUGAUGAACGGCUUAGCAGUGUGAAAUGGGUCAAUGGAUGUGCCUGAAGUUGUGGGUGGGGUAAGGGUUCUGAAAGGCGCUGCAUGUGCUUUAUGUACGGUACCCCAAAUGGGACAACAAACGCUUGUACAGGACGACAGGAGUCCGUUUAUCCUUCCAAAGGUCCUGUUUUGGUGCUCUGUUGGGUCGCAAGGCAGGCCCAGACGUUGUCGUUUUCCUUGACACAGACCUAGAGACCGUUAACCGCGCUUGAUGCAUCUUGAGGAGAGCGAGGUUGUGGAGUUCAAUAGAGCAGCUACCUGUAGCGCCUGGGGAUCAGCGCUGCCUUUUGAACGUUGCAUUGUGAUAUUUGCAUGUCUUGAGCUGUAUUUCUGAGGUUACCCCGCACGUGGAGUGGUAGUAGUAAUGACACGUGGGAUUUGCCGUGACGCCAGAGCUCUUGGUGUCAUGGCUGUGGGUCUUGUUGGGUCCGCUGCUGCUUACGGCUCUGGUUGGUGCGUUUGCUGCAACGGAGGGGGCAGUCAUGUUACAAAGGCGAUGACCGGAUGACGCAUGUGUGCUGGACGGUGACAGUGAUGAGCAGUAGAACAAGGGAUUAGCAGUUGGACUUGCAACCUCCAUGCUGACCUCCCAUGCCGCAACACAACAAUGCGCUUGUGAGUGACCCUUUUGUGAAAUCCCCUAAUAAGUGGAAUGGGAGGUGGUUGGGAAACGACAGGUGAAGGGAUAAGACGGAAAGGGAAACCAGGAACGGAGCUUACCGCAAACAAUGGCAUGACAGCAGUGUCAGGGCGGCCAUCUGAUUGCAUCGAAGGGGGGGGCCGAUGUUUAUCGGUACUCUGCGCUUAAUGCCGGACGUUUUCACAUUGUAUAUGCAUGUGCAUGUAUGGACGGUCCACUAUCAUGGGUUCUCUGUGUAAGCUUGGAAAGGAGAUAUAUGAGAGAGCAAGAGUAGGAGUAAACCGGGGCGAACAUGCGUACUUGGGCAAGGGCUUAAUUGUGGACUGCUUUGUCUCCUGGGUUACUCGUGUGCCUAAAGCCGAGGGCCCAAAGUGACUGACUCCCUCGCGCAUCCGGACGACCAGUUGAGAUGAUUGCAAACAAUGUUUACAUGCCAGGAAUGUUUGCCCAUGUGUUUUUAAUCGCAACUAUGCUGGAAGAGGAUGGGUACGGUUGCAGUACGGUGAAAGAUCCUGCGACCAUCUCUCGCAAAGGCCAAGAUGUUUACUCCAGUUGGGGCUCUUAUUAAAGAGGUUGUGCUCUGCGAUCCACCAUCAACAUCCACUAGCAGCAGUUCCAGCUGUUGCCUCCACCCAGCGGCAAAAUGCAGAGCAAAGCGUUCACCACGACGCGUCCCCAGCGGCUGGCCACGCUUAAGGCCCAGCGCACUACCUCGAUGACGGUCCGUGCCGUUGCUGCUCCGGCUGUUCCGGCAGCCCCCGUGGCUGCUACAGCUGGUUCUGAGGACCCGCUGAUGCUGCGGGCGUUGCGUGGCGAGAAGGUCGAGCGCCCGCCGGUGUGGAUGAUGCGCCAGGCCGGCCGCUACCAGAAGGUCUACCAGGAGCUCUGCAAGAAGCACCCCACCUUCCGCGAGCGUUCGGAGCGUGUCGACCUAGCGGUUGAGAUCUCGCUGCAGCCCUGGCACGCCUUCAAGCCCGAUGGCGUUAUUCUGUUCUCCGACAUCCUCACGCCGCUGCCCGGCAUGAACAUCCCCUUCGACAUGGCGCCCAGCCCCAUCAUCCUGGAGCCCAUCAGGACCAUGCAGCAAGUCGAGAAGGUGACGCGGCUAGAUGCGGAGGCCGCCUGCCCCUUCGUGGGCGAGUCGCUGCGGCAGCUGAGGACCUACAUCGGCAACCAGGCUACCGUGUUGGGUUUCGUGGGCGCUCCCUUCACCCUCGCCACCUACAUCGUGGAGGGCGGCUCUUCCAAGAGCUUCGCAGCAAUCAAGAAGAUGGCCUUCUCCACGCCAGAGGUGCUCCACGCGCUGCUGGACAAGCUGGCUGACAACGUGGCCGACUACGUGCGCUACCAGGCCGACGCGGGCGCCCAGGUGGUUCAGAUCUUCGACAGCUGGGCCUCCGAGCUGCAGCCCCAGGACUUUGACGUCUUCUCGGGUCCCUACAUCCGCAAGGUGAUCGACAGCGUGCGGCAGACGCACCCCAACCUGCCCAUCAUCCUCUACAUCUCGGGCUCCGGCGGCCUGCUGGAGCGCAUGGCUGCCUGCCAGCCCGACAUCAUCUCACUCGACCAGUCGGUGGACUUUGCGGACGGAGUGAAGCGCUGCGGCACCACCUUUGCGUACCAGGGCAACAUGGACCCCGGCGUGCUGUUCGGCUCCAAGGACUUCAUCGAGAAGCGCGUCAUGGACACCAUUCGGGCCGCUCGUACGGCCGGCGUACGACACGUGAUGAACCUGGGCCACGGCGUGCUGCCGGGGACCCCCGAGGAGAACGUGGGCCACUACUUCCACGUGGCUCGUACGGCACAUGAGCGCAUGUAAUUUGGUGUACGAGAUGAAGAGCUGCUGAGGGUUAAGUGAAGAGAAGAGACAAAAGAGAAGACGAAGUUGGAGGGUAAGAGUGCUUGCGGGGGAGGCUAGGGCACGAAGGGGUUUUCUUGGGGAUAGAAGGAAGGCGAUUAUCGAAUCGCUGCAAGUUGCUGACACGACGGACUGCAGUGGAGUCAUACUGGCGGGCACAUUGGUGACUGUUGUUUGCGGCUUUUCUUUUUUCUCGCAUCUAUGUAACAAAGGCACAUUUAAGGUGUGACUACUGCUGUCCCUGACUUCACGGUCUUGCUGUUGACUGGUUCGUGACUGACUUGCUGUGGGCUCGGGUGCAAAUUAGCGGUUUCAGUUUACGGUAGUAACUGCUGUCUAGUUGUGCAGGGUGCGCUUUUGGACUCGUAUCAUAUACGAUAAUGGGCCACCAGCGUGGCGUCAUGUACAGGCAAUUGUGGUUACGACCCAUGGGUGUAUGUUAUAUUGCUUGCAAGGCCUGAGUAGUCCGUGUAAUAUCGUGCUGAGGA
Messenger RNA from Astrephomene gubernaculifera, 6369 nucleotides. The record is from the annotation of a GenBank genome assembly. NCBI's taxonomy places the organism in Eukaryota, Viridiplantae, Chlorophyta, Chlorophyceae, Chlamydomonadales, Astrephomenaceae.